GCAGUCCCUUCGACCUCUACAGCUGCACCAGCUCAGCCGGAGGAGCCGCUGCCGCCGGCGAGCCAAAAGGCCCAGCCCCGGGACCCCACGCAGCCCCUGAGCUCCACCGGCCGCCCGCUCGCCCGCCCAGCCACAUAGCAGCCACCAUGUUCGUCUGUGUCAAGCUGGCCACCGGCUCCCCUGCAUUGAUCCGUACCGGAUCAAGAAUCUUAUACAGACCAAUUUCUGCAUCGGUGUUGUCUAGGCCGGAAGUCAGGACUGGAGAGGGCAACACAGCUUUCCUUACUGGGGCUCAGAACACCGGCAGUCAACUAGCACUAAGGGAGUUUCAAACUAGUGCUAUCAGCAGGGACAUUGACACUGCUGCCAAAUUUAUUGGUGCUGGUGCUGCCACAGUAGGAGUGGCAGGUUCUGGUGCUGGUAUCGGAACAGUCUUUGGGAGUCUAAUCAUUGGUUAUGCCAGAAAUCCUUCUCUGAAGCAGCAGUUGUUCUCCUAUGCUAUUCUGGGAUUUGCUCUGUCUGAAGCUAUGGGUCUCUUCUGUCUGAUGGUUGCUUUCUUGAUCCUGUUUGCCAUGUGAAGAGAUCUGUUCGUAACAUUGGGAUUAAUGAACUACAAUGUGAUUCUAUGAACUUCGGCUCGGGAAAAUGUCUAUCAUGGAAAUGUAUGCUACUUCCAAAGCAGCUUAAUUAAAGAUGGUAAUGAGUUUAAA
This is a messenger RNA of Elgaria multicarinata webbii, 710 nucleotides long. RefSeq names its product ATP synthase membrane subunit c locus 3 (gene ATP5MC3). The transcript is spliced from 5 exons. Gene Ontology annotation, molecular function: proton transmembrane transporter activity. NCBI's taxonomy places the organism in Eukaryota, Metazoa, Chordata, Lepidosauria, Squamata, Anguidae. The coding region runs from base 147 to 578 and encodes 143 amino acids. The record is from RefSeq and is a predicted model, not a curated record. Gene Ontology annotation, biological process: proton motive force-driven ATP synthesis; proton transmembrane transport.